CCCCAUUGCUCCCUCUUCCGCCCUCUCCGAACUGACUCCCUCCCUCUUUUUUUUCUUCUAUUGAGCAAUUCUUCUCGCAACUCCUAAAGAUUUCUUCUGCUUCUCUGAAUCUUACGCUUCGCAUCUAAGAGCGAAAGAUUGAGGUAAGAGACCUCUGGUUCUUAGGAGGAAGCCAUCGAUGUGCUUCUCUCGAGGAAGGGAUGCGAUUUUUGGAGAGUUUUGAACGGCGACCGCUCGGUGAAUCCCCUCGGCAUUGGACAUGAUGAGGUCUCCUCGCUUGAGAUCGAUGUUUUGUUUCGUUUCUUGUUGAUAAGGAGAUGGCUGGAUGCUAGAGGCGGCGAUGGAGGCCUUGAACGCUUCGCUGGGUGGAGAUUGCUCUCUAUUCCGGCGGGUAUCUGGUUAUAGAUCCAGUUUGUGGGGUUUUGGGAGCGGAAGUCGGCUUCUGGCCGGAAAAGGAGAGCAACUGUCGGUUCCCGGCGAGACAUCUGAUUUCCGUUUAGCGAGAAGCUUGGAUUGUGCUCAUCUGAAGAAGUUAAUGCCCUCUGACAUAGAAAGGAUCCACAUUUCCAGAUACAGAGUAAGCCCAGAUUGCGUCCCCCUCAGCAAUGGAAGGAAGAACAGCCUGAGAACCUGCAAGGAAGACGACGCCGACAACGGUGGGCGGAUCCCAAACUACUCCCCCUUUGAAGGGAAACCUCCCAGGCGUUCUGGGUCGGGAUCGACCGUGCCCCAGGACCACCACUCCCCCCACGUCCCCUUCCCAUCCGACUCCUCCCAGUCCGAGAAUCAACCGCCCUAUGCCGCCGCAGACUCCACUCCGCCGGCCGCGAAAGCCCCGAGUCACCACCAUGAGAUCAACGGGGUGUCGCGAGGGAGCGGGGAUGUGCUUCUCCAGUGGGGCCACAAGAAGAGAUCCCGGGGUUCGAGAGCGGAGAGCCGGCCGGCUGCCGGGAAUGGCUCGGUCCACUCGCGCCAGAUGAUCAAGAUCCAGCGGAGAUCGGCGGCCGCCGGGGCGGAGAAGCUCGCCGCCGCCGCCGCCGCCGCCGCCGCGGCGUCUGCGGCGAUGCCCCCGCCCUGUGGGUCCUACACACGCGGCGCCAAUCUCCGGCCUUGCUUGCCCUCCCGCGACGCGAUGGCCUCCUCGAUCAACAGAGAGGAGAGAGCGGCUGGUGCUUUUGUGCUGGGUGCGUGGAGUCUGCAGAGCACAAGUUCAUUGAUGGAUGGACUCUUUUGGGCCUCUAGGGGCGUCGAAGAGCGAUCGGGCGGCCUGUCGAGAUCCGAGAAGCGAUCCCCACCUUCCCCGGCGGAGAAGACCCAGAAGGGGGCUCCCAACGGCACCGCUGCGGAUGCGAAUCCGGCGGACUCGAAGGCGCCGUCCGACCAGGAGAUGGGCGGCAGCAACGUGGCGGCCACCACGGGGGAGAAGCUGAACCUGGAGAACUUCGAGUGGCCGAGGAUCUAUAUCUCUCUCUCGAGGAAGGAGAAAGAGGACGACUUCUUGGCCAUGAAGGGCACCAAGCUCCCCCAGCGCCCCAAGAAACGGGCCAAGAACAUCGAUAAAACCCUCCAGUAUUGUUUUCCAGGGAUGUGGCUUUCGGACUUGACCAGAGGACGAUAUGAAGUGAGGGAGAAGAAAUGCGUGAAGAAGAAGCGGAGAGGGUUGAAGGGAAUGGAGAGCAUGGACAGUGAUUCGGAGUAGUGAUGGAGAAAAUAAGAAUAAUAUGAAUCCGAAGCCGGGGCUGAUGAGAGAAGAACAUGGGGGAAAAGGAGGAAGCGAGGUUCGGACGAUGGAGCCUUUCCGAUGCUUUGUUUUGGGUGUGCUCCUCUCCUAUAUAUCUUGGCAUCUUGCUGUUCCUCCCUUACUUUUCUUCCCCUUUUCUUUUUUUGCUUUAAUCUUUUUGGUUGUUCCUCCGAGCUUUUUUGUUUUUUAAAAACGGAUGGAGGAGCGGUGCGGCCCUUCUGUCGUCGAGCUCUUGUAUAGAUCUCCAGUUCUCAUUUUAAUGAGAAGAAAUUCUUCAAAUGGAAUUACAGAAAAUUAUCUUUCAAAUGUCAUCUUCUUUAUACUUGAUGAUGGUGGAAAGGACUAUGAAGCAUGAUAGCUUAUCACCUUCCUCUUUUUCCUCAAGGCCUGCACCAAGCUCAAAUCGGCCUAUGCUUGACCCCAGAUGCAUGGAAUGGCUUUGAAGCUUGGAUUGGAAUUCCCUGCAAAUUCUUGAGGAAUACUUUCAUGGAUCUACAUGCGAAUUGUGGAGAUUUGGUAACCUGCUGGUGGUCCUUUUGGACCUCAGAGAAGGGAUAUAGUUUGCUCAAUCUGCUCUUUUUGCAGGCUAUGCAAGAAGAGGCAAAUUAAAUGUUUCUCAUUAGUCAUUAGUGGUUCGAUGAGUCCGUUUACAGAGAUUUCAUCGCUUGGAACACAGUAGAGAAGGCUAGAGAGCUAUUUGGUUGGGUAUUGGAAGGGGAUGUUGUUUUAUGGGCUGUUAUUUCUGAUCAAUUUGUUCUAUAACAAAUCCAAGAAUAUGAUCCAAAACUCAACCAGAAUAGCAGCAACAAAUUAACUGCAAGAAACAUCAAAUCAAACCAAACCGUGAUGAAAACCAAUUAGGCAGUUAGCGAAUAGCUAGCAAUGAAUUAAAGAAUGAAUACUAGGCUUACGGGAA
Molecule: messenger RNA, 2657 nt
Organism: Elaeis guineensis (African oil palm)
Lineage: Eukaryota; Viridiplantae; Streptophyta; Magnoliopsida; Arecales; Arecaceae
Source: RefSeq, a predicted model, not a curated record